Messenger RNA from Daphnia magna, 3908 nucleotides. RefSeq names its product muscle M-line assembly protein unc-89-like. The record is from RefSeq and is a predicted model, not a curated record. The coding region runs from base 354 to 3908 and encodes 1184 amino acids. NCBI's taxonomy places the organism in Eukaryota, Metazoa, Arthropoda, Branchiopoda, Diplostraca, Daphniidae. Gene Ontology annotation, molecular function: protein binding. The transcript has 9 exons.
UUGGAGCUGAUUUGUGCUGGACCACAUGAGCGUCUGGCAGACGGCCAUUAAGGCCGGGUCAGGAUUAUAUUCGCGCCUCCCCAUCUGCCACUGGUCACAGUUUUGAGUUUCGUUGGUUUCUCUUGCCAAAGAAAAAAACGAGGGGACCGACUAGUUGUAUCAUUCGCCGUUGUGCUGCGUCCAGCAAAAGACGUUGGUUUUCUCUUAUCCUGCUCCCGCGCGAAAUUGUUCAGUUUUGUCAGUGUCAGAUUAUUUAACUCCCAUUCUGUGCCAUGGACUUGUUUGUCCCUCUCCUGUAGAAAGAGUACCUCCCCUUUUUGCCAGUCUGUGGCCGUGUUUAGUGUCAGUGGAAAAUGGGCAACAACAACGGCAAAGAGUCAGGCGAUGCAGCGCCUUCCCCUUCUAAACGACGUGCCCGGCCGAGUUGUCCCGGCGUGCCGGUCGUCAUUCCUCGACAGGGUGGCGACGCCUUCCAGCAGCUGGCCUAUAGUAACAAACCGGACGAUGCAGUCAUUCUCCAAUGGGCUGCACCCUACACUGAUGGCGGGACGCCCGUCAAUGGAUACGCUGUCGAGAGGAAAGCUGGAGAGAACGGUCAAUGGGUACGAGCGCAUCCGCUGGAUGUCCGCGAAACAGAAGUGGCGUUGACGGGUCUGCAGCCUGGACAGGAUUAUCGCUUCCGCGUCAAAGCGUCCAACGCGAUUGGAUGUUCGGAGCCGGGCAGUGAGUCGGAAUCGUAUCUCGUUCCGUACGAUCCCAGCAACGUCGUUCGGCCUUCAUUUACCGUUGGAUUAAGGGAUGCCAUCGUUAUGGAACACGAGAAGGUCGAAUUUGUGGUGGAAGUUCAAGGGAUUCCACCGCCCGAGGUCCAGUGGAUCGUCAAUGGAUCCACCGAUUCCAAAGUGAUCGUGACGGAUCGCGAUCCGGACUCGGGUGUGUCUACCUUGAUCGUCAAUGACGUCUUGGCUGGCGAUGAAGGCGAGGUGAAGUGCAUUGCCACCAACGAAGCCGGCCAGUCCACUUCGAUCGCAAUUUUGUCUGUGGAAGCUCCACCUAGGGCCGUCUUGACGAAGAAAUAUGAAGACGGACUUAUUUUCGAAGAAGGGGACAUCAUUCGGUUGAAGGUGGAAUUUACAGGUCGUCCCCGGCCCGAAAUCACGUGGUACCAUGAGAACAAACGUCUCGCACCCGACGGGCGUAUGGAAAUUGAAAUCAUGGCCGAUUGUACCAUCCUGAAAGUUGCCCAGGCUAAACGUUCUGAUCGUGGCGAAUAUUCCGUCAAAUUGCAGAGCGGAUUAGGCGAGGAUAGCGCAUCAUUCCUUGUCACAGUGGCCAAUCGACCUUCGGUACCUGGGAAACCGCAACCCACGGAUGUUUUGGAAUCAGUCGUCUCUUUACAGUGGGAUCCAUCCGAAGAUGACGGAGGCUGCGAAAUAAGCUGUUACAUCGUUGAAUACAAUCGGCUGGGCUGGGACAUGUGGCUAAAAGCGGCAACGUCGCGUACGCCUCAAAUCCGUUUAGGAGAUUUGAUUCCCGGGUCAACUUACCUUUUCCGCAUUAAGGCGGAAAAUCCUUACGGAGUCAGUGAGCCCAGCGCCCAGAGCGAUUUGAUUCGUCUGCCUGCCCGAAGCAACGAGACAUCAUGGGUCCCGGAUAUGACGUCAUCUGAGCUUGUCGAUCCGGAUGAUACAACCAUUUCCAGUUCUAAUUUAGGUCCGCGCGACAGCGACCAGCAGGUCACUCGGUCUGGCGAUUUCGAUUACUUGCCUCUAGACGCGUCCGAGUUGGAACUGGGUCGGUUAACUAAUCCGUCAAUCCUGGGAGCUCCUCCGGCUUUCGAAGUUAUGGGUGGGGUGGCGUUGAUGUCGGAACCACCUGACCGACCUGGACAAGUCGAAUUGGAUCCUCGUUACGCAUUCAGUGCGUCAGCUGUCCUGGAGAAAAUGGUUGCACCAGUCACCGUGUCGUCUCUGCCGGGAUUCACGUCCAAUGACGUGCUGUCUGGCAUUGGUUCCAGCUCUUCGAGAAAUUCUUCGUCGCCGUCUGUGUCGCCAGAACGUCCCUCCCUGGAAGACGCUCUCUCUCUGGAUGAUGACAGCAGCCAGGGCAGCAGCCACGAUGUUGCUGUACAACAACUGGAAGUCGUGGAACAGCCUAUCCAGCAACGCGGAUUCCUCCUACCUCGUUCACCUGCUCGACUCUUUGUGCACAACGCUAUUGUCCAGUCAGCGCUGAGCAGUGUGGCUUCUUCAACAGCGCCACUAACAUUGCCCGAUGUUUUGGAACAAGUGGCGGUCGAUGAUGCCGUGGCAGACAGUCAGCCCAGCACUCUUGACCAAAUUGAACAAGAUCUUGAAGAUCAACUUCAAGUGUUGGACCAAAUCGAACUAGACAUUUGCGAGGGGAAGGCAGCCGUCCAAAAUGAGGUUGGCCAAAGUGAUAAAGAAAUGAGCUCGUCGGACCAAACCGAUCAAAUGCUGUUAGAGCAAGAGACAGUGAUGGAACAGAUAGAGCCAUCGGACCAAUUAACUUUGAUGGAGCAACACGUCGAGCCGUCGCACGACGUGAUGGAAUCGACUGUAGCGAAAGAGAUCGAGCCAGCCGUGGACGUGCCAACAAUUUUGCUCCAGGAAGAAGAGAUGCAUCACGACGUGCCCGUGCAAUCGCAUCUCGCCGCCAUCGACUCUGGCCUCUGCGAGCUAAUGGCUCACCGCGGCAGCGACGGCGAAGGCCAACACACCGACCAGUACAGCGACGCCUACAUCACGGCCGUGGACUCGAUGAGCAGUUGCGACUAUGGCGACUCGCCAGAGCCAGAUGGUUUAGUGCUGGACCGACAGCCGAAAGGUGAAUGCCCGUCUCCGCCCAUUAGUAGCAAGCCGAUCACGGAGAUGGACGCCGACGACGCUGCUAUCGGGACGGACGAACGGCCCAUCUUUUUGCGAUGCGUGACCGACCAGACGGUCAAAGUGGGAACGCGGGCGCGUUUCUUGGCCGAAAUCGUCAGCUCUUCAUCGCUGGCCGUCACGUGGUUCUUCAAUGGAUUACCAGUUUUUCAGCCGGCCGAAACGGCUCACGGCCGUUUCAAGAUCUUGCAGGAAGGCAAUUUUUAUUGCCUGGAAAUCUCGCCCGUCGCAAUGGAAGACGAAGGCGCCUGGACCUGUCGUGCCGUUUUGGCUGAAACGUUCGGCUCGCAAGAGGGCGUGUCUGCCACUGCCCAGCUGCGGGUGAUGGUGCCCAAAAGCUACAAACGGCCGGAGUUUGUGGAAGAUUUGCAGGCUAUUUUAACCGAAGAAGGGACCGUAUCGCUCGAGUGUAAAGUGGUCGGCAUCCCAACGCCCGUCCUUCACUGGUUUAAGGACGGCAAAGAAAUCAAGGCCGGCGAUGUGUUCGCCUUCCGUGCACCGCAGUCGGACUCUACAGCCGAAGAGACGGCCACUUCGCUGGGCCUGUACGCUUGCGAGGCAAUCAACUGCAUCGGCAAGGCCGUUUCGACGUCGCAGGUGCGCGUUAAGAACGCCGUCCAGCAGCCGACUCCGUCUCAGAGUCGAUGCGAAUCUGCUGGGCCGCCCGUCAUCAUCGAAGAGCCGUUCAAUCAGAAGAUCCGAGUCGGCGAAGAUGUCCGCUUCUCAGUGCGUGUGAUGGUACCUCCCAAGCCCGUCCAGGUCAAGUGGUUUAACAAAGACGUCCCCAAAGAGGCCAGCUCUAAAUACGUGGUGGGAGAAGAAGGCCACGGAGGCUACUCGCUGGACAUUUCGCCGACGGACAUCAACGACGACGGCGAGUGGAAAGUGGCCAUCAAGAACGAAGGGGUCGACGCUGAGUCUAGCGCCUCGGCCGUCUUGACGCUUGUCGUGCCCAAAACUACCGGCCGCCUCGCUUCCUCGAGAGCCUCAAGGCGAUUUUAA